Manis javanica (Malayan pangolin) is the source of this 2757-nucleotide messenger RNA. NCBI's taxonomy places the organism in Eukaryota, Metazoa, Chordata, Mammalia, Pholidota, Manidae. The record is from RefSeq and is a predicted model, not a curated record.
GUUGCCGUAGCAACCAGGCUACCGGGGAUGCGGCGGCGGGGCCUCCAAGCCAGAGGCUACCCCAGCCCCUGGGCUCUUCACGAGCCUUGCUCGCUGCCGGCACCAUGUCAGUGCGGACGCUACCGCUGCUUUUCUUGAACUUGGGAGGGGAAAUGCUUUACAUCCUGGACCAACGACUGCGAGCUCAGAACAUCCCCGGAGACAAGGCCCGAAAAGAUGAAUGGACAGAGGUGGACAGAAAACGAGUUCUAAAUGACAUCAUCUCAACCAUGUUCAAUCGAAAGUUUAUGGAGGAAUUGUUCAAACCCCAAGAGCUCUACUCCAAGAAGGCCCUGAGGACUGUCUAUGACCGCCUGGCUCAUGCCUCCAUUAUGAGACUGAACCAGGCCAGUAUGGAUAAGGAUGUGUUGCUGGUCACUUUCAAUCACUUAGAUGCCAUCAAGGGAUUCAUCCGAGACUCCCCAACCAUCCUGCAUCAAGUGGAUGAGACUUUCCGGCAGCUGACUGAAACAUACGGAGGUCUCUCUGCAGGGGAGUUCCAGCUGAUCCGGCAGACACUUCUCAUCUUCUUCCAGGACCUGCACAUCCGGGUGUCCAUAUUUCUAAAGGACCGAGUUCAGAAUUCUAGUGGUCGCUUUGUGUUGCCAGUGUCUGGGCCUGUUCCCUGGGGAACUGAAGUUCCUGGACUCAUCAGAAUGUUCAACAACAAAGGCGAAGAGGUGAAGAAUGUAGAAUUCAAGCAUGGUGGAAACUAUGUCACUGCAUCAAAAGAAGGUUCUUUUGAACUUUAUGGAGACCGAGGCCUGAAACUGGGAACUAAUAUGUACAGUGCAAACCGGUCUGUGGAAACCCAUAUGUCUGGAGCAUCAAAGAACUUAGCUUCACAGACACAGGAAAGCAUUGCUCCAAACCCUCUUGCUAAAGAAGAGCUGAAUUUCCUGGCCAGGCUGAUGGGAGGGAUGGAGAUUCAGAAACCCAGUGGCUGGGAGCCAGGAUUCCGGUUGAAUCUCUUCACUACUGAUGAAGAGGAGGAGCAAGCAGCACUAACCAGACCAGAAGAGUUAUCCUAUGAAGUCAUCAACAUACAGGCCACUCAGGACCAGCAAAGGAACGAGGCACUGGCUCGUAUCAUGGGGGAGCUUGAGAUCACGGACCAGCCUAGGCAGAGUGCCAGCAAGGGGGAUGAUUUGCUGGCCAUGAUGGAUGAGUUAUAGCUGUGCUGACCAGGCACACCCACCCUCAUGGGAGAGGCUGCUUGACGACCCCAGGGGACGCCCCUGAGAGAAAAUGCUGCUGCUAGUUUUCUACGGAGCGAGCGGAGCCGUUACCUCUUGUUCCUGUUUACGUUGUAGCAAGCUGCGCGAGUCUUCCUCAGGGAGCAUGCUCUCUGGAAGGCACACCCAGAAACAUACUGUCAGCAAAAUACACUCUGGCUUUUAAAUUGCACCUUUCCCAUUUUCUUUCCACUUCAAUGGCAAGCAAGCAGCCAAAGCCUUCAAGGUUAGAGGUUUAAGCCCCAGAGUCAGGAAGGGGGCAUGUCUGUUGAGCUUUUAGUUGUAGCUUUUCUCUAGGGACCUACAGAUGCCAAUGAAUCGCCAAGACGCUCCGAGCUUUCUAGAAUGUAUUUGGCCUUGUUAGUGAGUUUGAAAUAAGUGGAGAAGACAGUUGCCUCAAACACCUGGGGCCCAGUUUACACAGCCCUCCUCUCCCUGGCACAUUGGGAACUGUAACCUCAGAGGCAGGGUGAGCAGGGCCAUCACAGGGAACGCUCAGCUGGUCCCCCACGGAGCAUGCGGGUGUCUGUAGUUCUCUGCACAUCUCUCCAUGUGGCGGCUCUUCAUCCCAUAUGGAAAUAUGUACUUGCUUCUCAACAUGAUACAUACUCCUUACCUCCAGAGGCUCCCUCUGCCACUUACUGUUCUUGCCCUCUAAGGACCCAGCAUGAUGUGCCAUGGCGCCUGCCUCCUCUGCUUCAACAUCAAUAGCCAGGCAGAGCCUCAGGUUGGAUACAGGGGAGGCACACGUGGUGCUCCACUUUCCCUUCUGUGUACCAGGUGAGUUACUUCUCUUGGCAGGAGUAUCUCAGGCCAGGGCCGUCCUAAUUGCUUCAAGAGAGAGCAUCAGCCCUCUGUCACAUGCCCAUCCUGGACAAGUAACUGGCAGGCUCAGGGCCAGCCAGUGCUCAACAGUCAAGGUCUGUUCAUUCCUAAAGAAAAAAUACACAGAAUGGCAGAGGGUAGGAGAGAAACUGAGCUGAGCUGGUCAUCACCUGAAAUUGAGCCAACCCUGGGACCCUUGGGCCCCUCGCACCUUGGCAAGAGUAGAGCAAACAUACUUCUGCAAUAGGAGGGCCGGGGAAGCUGUCCUUUAGCUUGCCCAAGGAGUAGGGUUUGGUUGCAUAAAGUCAAAUAAAAUAAACUGAAGUUGCUUCCAACCCAUGAACAUUACACUCCCUUACUUAGAAAAGCCCCCAAAAGGCCCACUGGGGAGGAGAAGCAUAUGAUGCUUUAAACCAUUACAGGCAGACAAACUGCUCUCAGUUUUAGUCUCUUUUAAGCAAUCUGGUCACCAGCUGGGGUGGCCUGACUCCGUGACAGACAAAGAGGAGGGUUCUGUCCUGUUCUGAGUCUGGCUCCCACCACACUGCUACUGACCCGAAUUCCACUGUCUUCUCCAAGCGUGUCCUGGAACCUUGGAGGAGGGCCACGAGCUGCUGAGAAGCUCUUCUUCCCUCUACCUACCCCAGAGUGAUACUGA